AUGGCAAUAAAUACGUUUAUACCAAAAUUGUAUAUAUAUACAUUUGUUUGGUCAAGAAAUGAGAAACGAGAUAUAUUGCUUCACGAGAAGUACUCAAAAACAACAAAUAAGAUGGAAUAUAUUUUAAUAUUUGGUUUUGUUUGGGCACUAAUGUUGAUCAUAAAGGCUGAUGCCACUAGAGUUCAUGGAGUUAGAGGAAUUGCCAUAAACCAAGAAUCUGGUUUUGAUGAGAACUAUGUGGUUACAUGGGGACAAGAUCAUGUCUUAAAAUCCAACCAAGGCAAAGAAGUUCAGCUUACCAUGGAUUAUUUUUCAGGUUCUGGCUUUGAGUCCAAAAACCACUACGGAUCAGGAUUUUUCCAAAUGAGAAUUAAAGUGUUUGGAAACAAUUCUUCUGGCGUUGUCACUGCCUUUUACUUGACUUCGAAAGGAGACACCCACGACGAGGUUGACUUUGAGUUCUUGGGGAACGUAGAAGGAAAACCAAUAACGUUACAGACAAAUGUGUACACCGAAGGUAGAGGAAACAGAGAACAAAGGUUUGAUCUUUGGUUCGAUCCCACCAUUGACUACCACAAUUAUGGCAUUCUUUGGAAUCCAUACCAUAUAGUGUUUUACGUGGACAGUAUCCCAAUAAGAGUGUUCAAUAACAACACAAGCAAUGGCGUGAACUAUCCAUCGAAGCCAAUGCAAGUAGUGAGUAGUUUGUGGAAUGGAGAAAACUGGGCAAGAGAUGGUGGUAAAACCAAGAUUAAUUGGACCUAUGCUCCUUUCAAGGCACAUUUCCAAGGUCUCUCCGACUCCGGUUGUCACGUCGAUGAUCCAAGUAACAAUUCCAAAGCUUGCGGUUCAUCAAUAUAUUGGUGGAACACGAUGAUGCUAAGUGUCUUCGAGCAGAAGGUCUACAAGACUGUAAGAGAGAAAUAUAUGAACUAUGACUAUUGUUCUGAUCAAGCUAGAUUUUCUGUUCUUCCUAGUGAAUGUCGAUAUAAUUAA
Molecule: messenger RNA, 996 nt
Organism: Camelina sativa (false flax)
Lineage: Eukaryota; Viridiplantae; Streptophyta; Magnoliopsida; Brassicales; Brassicaceae
Product: putative xyloglucan endotransglucosylase/hydrolase protein 1
Biological process (GO): cell wall biogenesis; xyloglucan metabolic process
Cellular component (GO): apoplast; cell wall
Molecular function (GO): hydrolase activity, hydrolyzing O-glycosyl compounds; xyloglucan:xyloglucosyl transferase activity
Source: RefSeq, a predicted model, not a curated record